Messenger RNA from Capronia epimyces CBS 606.96, 1902 nucleotides. RefSeq lists its product as uncharacterized. NCBI's taxonomy places the organism in Eukaryota, Fungi, Ascomycota, Eurotiomycetes, Chaetothyriales, Herpotrichiellaceae. Gene Ontology annotation, biological process: DNA-templated transcription. Gene Ontology annotation, molecular function: DNA binding; zinc ion binding. The coding region runs from base 1 to 1902 and encodes 633 amino acids. The record is from RefSeq and is a predicted model, not a curated record. The transcript has 5 exons. Gene Ontology annotation, cellular component: nucleus.
AUGAGCAGUCCUAUGCACCACGACGAGGGCUCGAGUGAGAACGAAGACGGUGCCUUUGGACGACAAGGCCCCCAGACCCACUCCGGGCAUAUCAUCGGACCGGUUGCUGCCCGUGACGUUCAGGUAUUGGAGCAGUACAUGUCCCCAGCAGCCACCCUGCCCGUGUCUCAUGCACGACCCAACCCCUACAGCGUGUACUCGAGUGACGCUCGAAACCCAAUCGUCUAUCUCAAAGUUCCCCGGCAGCGUGUUCGUGCCUCCCGUGGCAAUGGAUCAGCAGGCUUCAGGCAAUAUGAGGCCAUCGAGAAAGGGCUGGAACCUCUCGGCGGUGAUGUAGUCGACCUCUACUUCCAGGCAUUCCACCCUCCCUUUCCCAUCCUCGAUGAGAAAACGGUGCUGGAGUCGUACCGGAAGAAAGCACUCCCCCAUGUGCUUGUCUGUGAAAUCUACGCCGUUUCAAUCAUAUCGUGGUCAACCUCGGCAAAAUUGGUCAAAUCUCGCCCGCACCGCCCAGACGUGAGGUAUAUUUGGACCCAGACAGUCGAAGCAUUGAACGAGGAAUUUCUCGCGCCGGGAUUUUCCACCGUUUUGUCCUGUAUCCUCGACCUCACAGGUCGGCCUACCACCUCGAUGACAUACAAUGCCAUCAACAUCGGUCGAGCCGUGGCUCUGUCCCAGAGUUUGGGGCUGAAUCGAGAUCCACGAGGCUGGGAUCUGGACCAGCGCCAAAAAGCGCUUCGAAUCAGAACGUGGUGGGGAGUGUUGAUCCACGACUGGUGGGCGAGCCUUGCACAUGGCACUCCGCCACAUAUCCACCCAGGGCAUUUCGAUGUCGCGGUUCCAGACUUGAGCUCCCUUCUCAUCGGUGGCGUCACACAUGACAACGAUGCCGGCCGCACAUCAGGUCCGCGCAUCAUGGGAGCCCAGAGUUUCCGGGCGUUAUGCCAGCUGACGGAGAUCUUGGGUGACAUCCUGCCUCACGUCUACGACACCAAAAGCCGCAAGCCUGACGCUCAACUCCGAUCACUGAAGCGCAUAGAGGCAUCCGUGGAUGACUGGGAGGAAAACCUGCCGCCGUCUCUGAAUCCAAAAACCCCCGAUUUCCAAAGAGAUCUGCCGGGUGCCUUGAGUCUGCAUCUGUCAUUCUUGGCCGUGAAAAUGUGUACUUGCAGGGUGUCAUUACUGGAGUCGGUCAAGUCUGACGACUACAACAACCCGGAAACAUGGCAGUAUCUGCACCUCCAGUGCCGUAGAGCUGCGAAGGCUGUCAUUGAUUUCACCUUGUCUCUCCGCGGACGGGACCUACAUGCUUUCUGGAUGCCAUACACUGCAUAUCACUUCGCCUCUGCGGCGAUACUAAUACUGCGGUGCGGGCUCGAAGCCACAAGCGAUGAGGUUGCGCGGGAUUGUGUAUCGGCUGCACGUGCGCUGGUCGAGCACCUUCGCAGGGCGAAAGAUGAAGCCAAAUGGGAUCUGGCGGAUAUCUGCCUGUCCCAAUGCGAAUCCGUGGUUCACCAGUUGAACGACGAGGCAUACCUCCGACAUGGGCGAAGACGCAACCGUGAGGCUGGAGCUGGAGCUGGAGCUGGAGCACCAAUACUCGGCUCUCAACACCAAGAGUUCGACAAGCCUCGAUCAGAUCGAGAUCGGGGUGUUUCGAAGACGACUGAUCCGCCUCAAAGGAACCAGCAACCAUCCGCUAGCAUGACCAGCGGCCCGGGUCCUUCGUCCGAGAGUGUGCUGGCCAUUGACACCGCCCUACCACCACUUGAGGGCUCCAACGCUGCAACUCACGAAGCUGAUGCCACUACAGAGGGAGCUUGGGACCCAUUUGCCCACCUCACCAUCCCCGACCUGUGGGAAGCCUCUGGCCUGAACGACUACGGGGGAUCUACGACCUGA